Penicillium expansum is the source of this 2448-nucleotide messenger RNA. Its product is annotated as FHA domain protein. The transcript is spliced from 4 exons. Gene Ontology annotation, cellular component: cytoplasm. The record is from RefSeq and is a predicted model, not a curated record. Lineage: Eukaryota; Fungi; Ascomycota; Eurotiomycetes; Eurotiales; Aspergillaceae. The coding region runs from base 1 to 2448 and encodes 815 amino acids. Gene Ontology annotation, molecular function: protein binding.
AUGUCGGACCCACGUGUCACCGUGACACUUGUCCCCCUUUUCGAAGACACCCAUCCUCUGCGUACCCUCACUAUCGCCGACCAUGAUAAGACUGUGGCCAUCGGACGUGCCUCAAAGCGUGAAACUCGAAAAAGGAGUCCUGCAACAGAAAACGCCUGGUUUGAGUCUCGGGUCAUGUCUCGUGAUCAUGCCUUUCUCAACAUACCACCCGACCAAAAUACGGUUUUCAUUGCCGACUGUGGCUCGACACACGGAACCUUCCUGAAUGAUACUAAGCUGGUGACAGAUGUGGAUACCCCGCUGUUUAGUGGAGAUAUCAUCCGAUUUGGUGUCGAUGUCGACCGUGGCCAAGAGAUUUUUGAGGCCAUCGAGGUCCGCUGCAAGGUUCAGUGGCUAAAACCCCAGCGUGCAGUCAUUCGAGACGAUGGAAUUGCUAUCAAACUGAAUCCAAGCCCGUCAACCAAUAGUUUCUCUGUUCCCGAAGACGAUAGCGAUAUCGAGGCUGCCGACCUUCCCAGUGAUGACUCCUCUAAAGAGUCCGUUGCUCGAUCUUGGGAAACUACUGUUCUGCAGCCUGUGGAUACUCUGGUUUCUCCUGUCUCGAGUGUCGAGGGUGACGAACAUUCGAAGGACGAACCGGAGCUCCAUUGGGGAGAUUUGUCUUCUACCGAAGAGUCUACCACAAAGGUUGUGCCCGACCCUUCACUACUGGUCCCGGAUCUUCCUAGUCCGCUGUCUGAUACCAAACCGGCCACCGACACCAAACCAUCUCCCGCCAAACCGGUCUCAGAUGCCAACAUAUCCUCCGCCAAACCACCCUCUACCGAAAUUCCAUCUGCACAACAAGCACACGAGGAAGAAAGUCUCCCUGCAGUCUGUUACCAGAAAGUACCCGAGAUCCUCUACAGCGAUUGGACCAUGAUGCGGCCUAUGUUCAUGCGGCUAGCAGACAUGGCUUGGGGCGAAUCCAACAUGAUACCCGACGUUGACCACGACAGGCGCAUUAUCCACGCUGCACGCCGUUGUUCUAUCUCCAAAGAUUCGUACUGGGUAGAUGACUCCCCUAGCUUCCAGCCUUGCGUUGGGACAGAAGUCUAUUGGGAACCAGACUCCGAGGAAUCAGACACAUCCUUCCAUCGUAUGCCCGGCAACCUUCUUAGGUACUGGUCAGUCGAUAAGCGAAGGUUUUGGAUCAUCUACGAAGACGAAGCCGGCCAGGAUAUGAGCAAUUGGUGGUGGAUCGUUGAGAAGCCACAGGAGCUUCUCAGCGAGGAACUGAAGCGCCAGCUCGAGACUGAAACCGAGGUGGAAGACUGUCACAAAUGCUGGAUCGUGAGGGCCUGGGAGCCCCAGAUGAUCGGAGAUCGAUGGUGCGAUGUGGCUCCUUACUGGGAUCUGAACUUCGAUGAAAACUGGCUCUCUGAUGACGAGUCCGUUGAUUCAGAUGAAGAAGCUCAGGGCAGUGAGGGGUACAUUUCUGACUCAGAUGGUCUCAACCAGUCGAUCUCAGACAACUAUGAAUAUGCUUAUGGGAUGUACGACAGCGAAUCGAUUCAUGGAGUCGAUUGUGAAGUGUCGGCAGAGGACUUUGACGAAGAUGACGAAGAGAAAGAUGAUGAGGUCUCUGAUGAAUCCGAAAACGACUCUGACAGUUCCUCUGAGGAUGAGCGUCUUGAACACCGUGUUCCGCUGAAGCCUGAUCUCCGUUCCUUGCUUGAUUUGGAGUAUAUGAAGGAACUUGGACGCGCCAACCACACUGAUGCCGUCGAAGUGUCCAAGCAUGUACCUGAAGAGAAUGGCCCAGAGCAAUUGUACCAGGAAGCUAUUGGGGACGGGCCAUCGAACCCCGCACGGAACGAGAGUAAGCCAUCGAUGUCACAGACUGCCCCUGGUAUGACAAACCCAGGUGCUCGGUUCCCGCCAUACACUGUUUCUGGUGAGCUGCCAAGAUCAUGUCAGAACAAAUAUCCACCAAUGCAACGGAAGAUUGAGAGCAGUGUUGGAAUACCGUCCUUGUCUCAUGAAUUCGAGAAUUACUACCACGAUGGACCGUUCUCGACUAGUGCCCCCGUGGACGAUGUAUUUGUGCCCUACCUGGCAACAUCUGGAAAGUCAAAUUUGAAGCGUACUGCAACAGAGAUGCAAUCGUCGUCUCUUGAACCCAGUUUUUCGCAAGAUGCUCAGCGGCUGCCUGUAGAGCCAGCCAGCCAGUCAGAUCUCAACCUCGACACAAUUCCCUCUGAGGCCAAGGAUGCGAUCAGCUCCGCACUUGCCGAAAAUGUCUCUGCAUUUGCUGAGAAUGAGCGUCCGGCAAAGCGAGUGAAGUCUAAUCACCCAACCUCAAAGUCCUUGGCAAGCCACGCCACCACGGCUGUCGUCAGCGCCCUGCUGGGUGGUCUGGGAACUAUCGCUGUGCUAGCAGCCUUACCCAAUGAAUACUUCCAGUGA